AAAUCACAGAGAAAAUUCAAAAUGGCUGACUUCCUGUGGGGUUUAGAGCUUGGUUCCAAUGGACUUUUUUGUAGGUCUUGAGGUGAUAGAUGACCCUACCAAAUUUCGUAUAUGUACGUUUUUCGUAGCGGGAAAGCUGUUCUCUUGAAAUUUUGCAGGAGUCAUUUCUACACGCCCACUUCUGACGCCUGCACCACAUGUAAAUUUUCGUCACUUCUGACACAUGUGCAUAGUUUCGGUGCUCGGGCCCUAAUUAUAGUUGCAGAAGUUCUCAGUGUAUGAUUUACUGUGUCAAAUUCUUCAUAAUAAAUUUCUCUGUUCAUUUUAGAUCAGAAAGCGGUAAAGGAGGAAAUUUCACAACUCAAUGAAAUGGAGGAGAAACCUCAUCAUUUGAUACCCAAAGAAGAAUCUCUGAGCUGCUUGAUAACUGCCAACAAGGCAACAGCCAAUGAUGCUCUUAUUUGCCCUCAGUGCGGAAAGACCUUCGCUAAGAAAUGUUAUCUUAAUCACCACAUGCAAAUUCACACUGGAGAAAAACCUUAUAGGUGUGAUCAGUGUGGAAAGAACUUCAUUUGUAAGUCUGACCUUAAUGGGCACAUGAGAAUUCACACUGGAGAAAAGCUUUACACAUGUGAUCAGUGUGGAAGGAGUUUUAAGAAUAAAUGGCGCCUUACUGAGCACACAAGAACCCACACUGGAGAAAAACCUUACAGAUGUGAUCAGUGUGGAGGAACCUUCACUCGCAAGCCUGACCUUAAUAAGCACAUGAAAAUUCACACUGGAGAAAAGCCUUACAGAUGUGAUCAGUGUGGAAAGCGCUUCAGGGUUACGUGGAACCUUAAUCAGCACAUGAAAAUUCACAUUAGAGAAAAGCCUUACACAUGUGAUCAGUGUGGAAAGAGUUUUGAAAAAAAUUGGCACCUUUAUGAGCACGUGCAAAUUCACACUGGAGAAAAACCUUACAGAUGUGAACAGUGUGGAAAGACCUACAGCAGUAAAUGGAACCUUAAACACCACAUGCCAAUUCACACAGGAGAAAAGCCUUAUAGCUGUGAUCAGUGUGAAAAAUCCUUCAAUUGUAAGUCCUAUCUCAACAGGCACAUGAGAAUCCACACUGGAGAAAAGCCUUACAAAUGUGAUCACUGUGGAAAGAGCUUUAUUCGUAAGUGCGAUCUCAAAAGGCACAUGAGAAUUCACACUGAAGAAAAUCCUUACCGUACAGACUUUUGUGUUUCCACCCCUAUUUCUGACAAGGAGUUCUGGCAGAGGCGGAACAAACUCGCCUCCCUUCGUCCGCGGGGACAACCAGUGGACGAGUUCGCUCAGAGGUUUUGGGCGGAGUCACAGGGUCUGCGUCUCAACGUGACUGAAAUGAAGAUCUGGUUCAAUCACUGCUGGGGCGAGCCUGUCUCGAUGCAGGAGAUUUAUGAGCUGAAGGAGUUGGAUUUUUUCGCUUUUGCCCGUCAUGUGGAUUUACGUAGCAGAGGGCAUGAGCGAUUUAUGCCGGAGUUGCCCGAGGCAAAAUCUGCAGCCUCCGCGCUACAGACUCUCGUGCCAGUGGACGUUAACCCCUCACGUUGCUCACGACACCGGCGACGGAGGAGGAAACCCAAGGCCGAGCGAGCUACUGUUAGCACGGACGCUAUUCUCCCGAGUCCUGUUUCCCCUGUGUCAGCGCCCGUGCUUAAGAUGGCCGCCACGUCAUUCCACUCCAUGCCUCAGUUUGCUGAUGUUAAUCCUGCCACAGUAUUCGAGUUUGCCACAACCAUACCAGCCCCGACUUGUCAGAAAGCCACCAUCAUCACCGUUCCAGUAGUUAAAGGUGCAGUAGGAACACCCGCACCCAUUCUCAAGAUGGCUCCCAUACCCGAACCGGUUCACAACAUGACUGCCACACCUACUCCUUUUCACGAAACUGCAUUGAUGAACUAUCCAGCACUGCCAAAGUUCCGGUGUUUCAUCACCAGCCUGGUGGAUACCCCAUUGGUAUCUGUACGGGUGGCUGGGGUUCCCCGUCCUGUGGUCUCCAGAUCCGUGGUGCCUGUUAAGUCUGAGGUAUGUUCUCUGCAUUCUGUAAUUCCCAUAUUUGGCAUGGCUGUGUGGUGGGUGUGGUCCGCGUACUGCUCCUCUGUCUCCUGUGAUGCUUUCCAGAAACCUGAAUCCUCUAAGUCCCCCGAGUCCCGUGAUUCCCCUGAGCCGAGCGUGGCUCGCCCAACCAUCGCUCGCCACGUCACUUACACAGCUGUGCCUUGUUUCAGCGAGUGCGGGGAUUUGCCGGUGUCUAUGUUCAUCAUGAGAGAUCAGAUGGAUGUGAUGUGCUGUAAAUCAGAUGUAUCUGGUGUCUCUCUCUGUGGCUUUACUGAUCAAACAUCUACAGAUCUUCUGGUUUCUGUCUGUAAUGAAGACCAGAAGACAUCAGUGAAUCUGCUGGACUGUGGGAUAGAAGUAAAACAAGAAGACACAGAAGAAGAUGAAGAUUAUUUGAUUUAUUCAGAUCAGAAAGCGGUAAAGGAGGAAAUUUCACAAUACAAUGAAAUUGAGGAGAAACCUCAUCAUUUGAUACCCAAUGAAGAAUCUCUGAGCUGCUUGAUUACUGUGAGGGAUUCAUCACCUAAAAGGAACAACAAGCAAAAGGCAACAGCCAAUGAUGCUCUUAUUUGCCCUCAGUGUGGAAAGACCUUCACUAAAAAAUGCCACCUUAAUGGGCACAUGAGAAUCCAUACUGAAGAAAAGCCUUACGGAUGUGAUCAGUGUGGAAGAUCCUUCACUCGCAAGUCUGACCUAAAUAAGCACGAGAGACUUCACACCGGAGAAAAGCCUUACGGAUGUGAUCAGUGUGGAAAAAACUUCAAGAAUAAAUGCCACCUUAAUCAACACAUGCAAAUUCACACUGGAGAAAAGCCUCACACAUGUGAUCAGUGUGGAAAGACUUUUAAGAAUAAAUGGCACCUUAAUGAGCACAUGAAAACCCACACUGGAGAAAAACCUUACAGCUGUGAUCAGUGUGGAAGAUCCUUCACUCGCAAGUCUGACCUAAAUAAGCACGAGAGACUUCACACUGGAGAAAAACCUUACAUAUGUGAUCAGUGUGGAAAGAACUUCAAGAGUAAACCGAAUCUUCAUCAGCACAUGCAAAUUCACACUAGAGAAGAGACUUACAGAUGUGAUCAGUGUGAAAAAAACUUUAUUAGUAAGUCUGACCUUAAUGGGCACGUGAGAAUCCACACUGGAGAAAAACAUUACAGCUGUGAUCAAUGUGGAAAAAACUUCACUCGCAAGUCUGACCUGAAUAAGCACAUGAGAAUCCACACUGGAGAAAAACCUUACAGAUGUGAACAGUGUGGAAAGAGCUUCAUUCGUAAGUUCGAACUCAACGGGCACAUAAGAAUUCACACUGGAGAAAAGCCUUACAGAUGUGAUCAUUGUGGAAAGAACUUUAUUCGUAAGAUUGAUCUCAACAGGCACAUGAGAAUUCACACUGAAGAAAGAACUGAUCUGUCCAUGCUGGAUAUUGAUGAUUUGAUGACAGAAAUCACUCAGCUGAAGAAAGAGGUGGCGUUACUGGAGUCAAAGCUCAGACAGAGAGAUGAACUCAACACAAAGGAUGUAUCUGGUGUCUCUCUCUGUGGCUUUACUGAUCAAACAUCUACAGAUCUUCUGGUUUCUGUCUGUAAUGAAGACCAGAAGACAUCAGUGAAUCUGCUGGACUGUGGGAUAGAAGUGAAACAAGAAGUCACAGAAGCAGAUGAAGGUUAUUUAAUUUAUUCAGCUGAACGAUUUGGAACCAAGGCACACAAGCCUGCUCCAUUUUCAUAUGCUUCAAGCCACAGAGCAAGGAAAAUCCAGCGUCUCAUGGAGGAACACGGGCUGUUAAAGAGGCAAUACAAAUUCCAUAAAAGAAGGGAGAAGGAGAGAGCCAUGCAGAGGGAAGCAUUCUUGACCAAUCCAUCCAAGCUGACCAAGCAGCUCAUUGGCCAAAAGAGGGCUGGCUACCUCACCUGCCUCAAGAAUGCCAUAAACGACCACCUCAAGGUCAUCUACAGUGACUCCAUCAAAGAACAACUGCUGGAUCUAUAUUACAGCAAGUUUAGCUUUAGAGUCUCCACUGGCCAACUAACAUCUGAUUGGCAUCAGCUGGAGGUGUGGAUUAUUACUGGCUGUACAAUCUCAGAGCUAGCAAUAGACAUGCUGGUCAAGGUAGCUGAAUCGGAGUGCAGAGGCCCCCUCAAGUCUGGACUAAGGCAACCACCUUUAAGAGCCUUCAUGGACGACCUCACAGUGACAACAAUGGUGGUACCAGGGGAAUUCUCCAGAGUUUCAGACCUGAUGGAGCCAAAAGAAGAAAUCACAAAUGCAAGAGAACAGACAGAUCAAGAACUGAAAGCAAUAAAGGAGGAAAUUUCACAACUCAAUGAAAUGGAGGAGAAACCUCAUUAUUUGAUACCCAAGGAAGAAUCUCUGGGCUGCUCGAUUACUGUGAGGAAUUUGUCACCUAAAAGGAACCACAAGCAAAAGGCAACAGCCAAAAAUUCUCUUAUUUGCCUUCAGUGUGGAAAGACCUUUCCCUAUAAAUAUAAACUUAAUAAGCACAUAAGGAUUCACACUGGAGAAAAACCUCACAGAUGUGAUCAGUGUGGAAAAAGUUACAUGAAUAAAUGGCACCUUAAUGACCACAGGAGAACCCACACUGGAGAAACACCCUACAGAUGUGAUCAGUGUGGAAAAAAUUACUUGAAUAAAUGGCACCUUAGAGACCACAUGAGAACCCACACUGGAGAAAAGCCCUUCAGGUGUGAUCAGUGUGGAAAAACCUUCUGUCGCAAGUAUUCCCGUAAUGUUCACAUGCAAAUUCACACUGCAGAAAAACCUUACAAAUGUGAUCAGUGUGGAAAUACCUUCAAGGGUAGAUGCUCCCUUAUUGUUCACAUGCGAAUUCACACUGUAGAACCUUACAGAUGUGAUCAAUGUGGAAAUACCUUCAGGAAUAGAUGCUCCCUUAUUGUUCACACGAGAACUCACACUGGAGAAAAACUUUACAGAUGUGAUCAGUGUGAAAGAACCUUCACUCGGGAGACUGAAUUUAAUGUUCACAUGAUAAUUCACACUGGAGAAAAACCUUACAGAUGUGAUCAGUGUGGAAAAAGUUACAUGUAUAAACGGCACCUUAUUGACCACACAAGAACCCACACUGGAGAAACGCCUGACAUAUGUGGUCAGUGUGGAAAAAUUUUCAUGAAUAAAUGGCACCUUAAUGACCACAUGAGAAUUCACACUGGAGAAAAGCCCUACAGAUGUGAUCAGUGUGGAAAAACCUUCGGUCGCAAGUAUUGCCUUAAAGUUCACAUGAGAACCCACACUGGACAAAACCUUACAGAUGUGAUCAGUGUAGAAAGAGCUUUAUUGGUAAGUUCAAACUCAACGUGCACAUGAGAAAUUCACAGUGAAUAAAGGCAUACAAAACCCCCUACUAUGUCUAUUUAACAUUUGAAAAGUCACUUAAAGCUACCUCCGUCCAAUAUGAGUUAAUGAUAUUAACCGAAUGCUCUUGGCACUUAUUAUAUGUUCAUCAAAUACUUAUGCUUCAAAUCGGCUUAAUCCCAGCCUCAGGCCAUUUAUAAAUUCUGGUUUGUUUGAAUUAAAUGUCUUGAUAGUUUACAGGAAAACAGGUCAGAUGCACUUACUUACUUACUUACUUACUUACUACCAAUUAUGCCUGUUUGGCAUGUAGGGCAACAACAAAGGAUUUCCACUCUUGUCUGUUUUGGUCCAGUGACUUUAUAGAGCCCCAGGUGUAAUUUAGGCUCUUCAGCUCUCCCUCCACCGUCCUGCGCCAAGUAUUCUUGGGUCGGCCUCUUUUAUGUUUGCCAUCUGGUGUCCAGUGAAGGGCAGUUCGUGUGAUGCUUUCUUGGUCUCUACAUAUUACAUGUCCAAUCCAUUUCCAUCGCCUUCUCAUAAUGCGUCAUCAUCAUCAUCCGCUGCGUCAUCAUCAUCACACUGGCUAAGUAGAAGUUGAUUGGAGAUGGUGUUGGGCCAGAAUAUUCUCUUUAUUUUACGUAGGCUUUUAGUGUGGAAGGUCGACAGUUUGUGUAUCACUUUCAGUUGUUCGCCAGCACUCAGAUCCAUAUAGCAGGGUACAGGGCCAGAUGCACUUAGGGGUUUCAAUUCCCAAAAUCCACACUUCAACGGAUAGUUCGGCCAAAAAUUAUACUAGACCCAUGAUUUACUCACCCCCAAGGUGUUCAGUUAAUCAAAUGUAAAGUUACAGGGUCCACGCGCUUCAAGUUAAAAAAAUGUGCAUCCAUCAUUCACAAAAUAAAUCCAAACGGCUCCACACGAUAAACAAAGGCCUUCUGAGGGUAAUCUGCGCUGUUUUAUUGUAAAAAUAUCCACAUUUAAAACUUUAUAAACGAAAAUAAUUAGCUUCCGGUAACGCCGCCAUCUUAGACUCCUCUGUAUUCAGGAGAGAGUAUCAGCAUAGUGUUUGCACUUUUCUUAGUGACGUAUGACAAAUUCGGAAGUCGGGGGCACAGAGCAGCAGCACAGAACCCUCCAUAAACUAGGUACACUCUCAUCUUGAAUAUGAACGCGACUAAGAUGGUGGGGUUACCGGAAGCUAGUUAUUUUCGUUUAUAAAGUUUUAAAUGUGGAUAUUUCUACAACACCGCAUGUUUAUUUUGUGAAGGCUGGAUGCACAUUUUUCGGACUUGAAGGACGUGGACCCUGUAACUUUACAUUUGAUUAACUGAAAGAUCUAAAAAAAAGUAAAAGUCAUAAGUGAUAAGUCAACUAUGGUCCCAUUAGCAGCCAGCACUCGGGCACAGUGAGAUUUAUUUCAUGAACUAACAAAAAAUGUAUGAGAAUUAAAUGUCAAGGCAAUUAAACAGACAAUUAAUUGCCAAAAACGUCAAAGCCCUACAGCAGGCAAUUAAUAAUCAUAAUCAUCACGAUUUAUUAGGCAAUUAACGGUUACCCAAAUUUCAUAAUCUUGACAGCCCUAGUGUCAACGUCAAAGUCUGCGCUACUUUGUUGGCAUCGGUUUGGUGUGUCCCUGCCUUAAGCAACUGUGUCAACAGACUGGGCCAACUUGACCAAUCACAAUGUAUAAUUUGAGACAGACUAGGAAGUGAUGCACAAGAAAAAUGUAAAAUAUAUGACAAAAAAUAAAUGUGAGGUGCGGAUUAAUUAAAGGUUUGUGUACUCUAGGAUCACCUUAUGAAGUUGAAGUCUCUGCGUUCUGUAUUGAAACCUGUCAGUUCACAGUGUGAUUGACUUUGAGGAUUUGCCAGGGUUUGUUCAGAUUUGAUAUGGAUUUAAUGGAUAAAAAUAUUUGAAUGUAAAAGUUACUUUUAAGUAGUAAGCAGAGCUGUUUAAGAAUUGUAUGAAAAUCUGUAUGUCACUAAUAUGUAUUACUUUAAUUUCUCUGUUUAUCCAAAGUUCCAGAUGUUUUUUGGUAGAGAAAUAAAUAAAAUUAUACAACAGUU
Misgurnus anguillicaudatus (oriental weatherfish) is the source of this 7481-nucleotide messenger RNA. Lineage: Eukaryota; Metazoa; Chordata; Actinopteri; Cypriniformes; Cobitidae. The record is from RefSeq and is a predicted model, not a curated record.